CAAAAAAAAAACACUGAACAAGUGUUCCUUAUUAACACUUCCUUUAGUAUAUAUGCGGCACACAUCAGUGUACAAACACAUAAUAAUCGAUCAUGGCUCCUGAGACCGACAACUAUGAUGAGGUGAAGAUCAUAGAAAAUUGUCAAGUUGCUCCACCACAAGGUUCUCUUCCCUCAACCACACUCCCCUUCACUUUCUUCGAUAUUCAAUGGUUCCUAUGCCACCCCGUCAAGCGCAUCUUCUUCUAUGACUUCCCUUACCCUACCAACCACUUCCUUCAAUCAUCACUCCCUCCUCUCAAACACUCUCUUUCCCUCGCUCUUCAACACUUCUUCCCUUUCGCCUCCAAACUCAUCUGGCCUCCACCACCGCACGAACCUUUCAUGCGCUAUCACCAAGGUAGCGACUCAGUUGCAUUCACGGUUGCGGAGUCCAAAGCUGAUUUCAAUCUUCUUGUAUCUGAUUCACCACAAAAUGCAAGAGAUUGGCACCCUUUUGUUCCUUCUUUGCCUCCACAAGAUACCUUAGAGAAUGGCACUCGUGUGAUCCCUCUAAUGGCGAUUCAAGUAACCAUGAUACCGAAUUCUGGAUUCGCUAUUUGUCUCACUUUCAACCACCUUGUUGCAGAUGGCAAGUCUCUUCAUCAUUUCAUCAAGUUUUGGGCCACACUUUGCAAGGAGAUAGUAACAAAAGGAGGUAAUAACUUGGGCUCCUUUCUUGAAGGGUCUAAUAGUAAUUUAACCCUACCUUCCCAUGAUAGAAACAUGAUUAAGGACCCAAAAGGGCUGAAACAAGUUUUCUUGGAAGAGCUGAAAAAAUCUUAUUUUGAGAGCUUGGAAUUCCGAGGGCUUGUUGAAGAUGUUUCUACCAACAAGGCACGUGGUACGCUCGUGGUGACACGUGACCAAGUUGACAAAUUAAAAAAAUGGGUGUCGCUUAAAUAUAGCGACACCUAUGGUGAUAACUCUGAGUCAUUGCAACACAUUUCAACCUUUGUUGUCACAAGCUCUUUGGUUUGGGUUAGUAUAAUAGAAUCAGAAGAACAAUGCAAUAAUAAUAAUAAGUAUGAUGAAAAUUGCCAUUUGGUGUUUCUAGCUGAUUGCCGUGGCCAUGUUGAAUUUUGUGUACCUCAAAAUUACUUUGGAAAUUGUCUAGACUCUGGGUUUGUGACAUUCAAAAGGGGUGACAUAUUAGGAGAAAAUGGGAUUGUUAGGGUGGCAAGUGCAAUUGAGAGUGAAAUUAAAGAGUUGAAAAGAGAAGCAUAUAGAGAUGGUGAAAAUGUGAUGGAAAGGUAUAAGGAAUUAGCUACGUCUGGAGAAAGAUUAAUCAUAGUUGCAGGGUCACCAAGGUUGGGAGUGUAUGAAACUGAUUUUGGAUGGGGGAAGCCUAGGAAAUCUGAAGCGGCACAUCUUGAAUCAUCAGGGUCAAUUUCUCUUUCUGAUAGUAAGAAUAAAGAAGGAGCAAUUGAAGUUGGAUUUUCACUUGAAUGGCCUCGAAUGAAUCUAUUCAUCAACAUCUUUGAACAACACAUCAAAAGUGUUCACCAAACUUUGUCAAUGAUGACCAAUUUGAAUUGAAUUAGGCAAUAUGAUAAUAUAUGUAACGAGACCUCUAUUAUUGUUCUGAUUGGCUUUCAUAUAUAUUAUUUUAGUAGUUUAAUAAUUUCUAUCUCAAUCAGGGUAGGGUACGUUGGUCAUGGGCUAGCUCAUGGCUAUAAUGUCUAUUACCAUGUGGGGUAAGACUUUGGAGAUGAUGAUAUUAUGAAAUAAAGGGUAAAUUACUUUUCCUUCUCUCGAACAUUGUUCAUAAAACUUUUUAUGUGCUUGAUAUCACCG
Messenger RNA from Arachis stenosperma, 1835 nucleotides. Its product is annotated as coumaroyl-CoA:anthocyanidin 3-O-glucoside-6''-O-coumaroyltransferase 1-like. The transcript is spliced from 2 exons. NCBI's taxonomy places the organism in Eukaryota, Viridiplantae, Streptophyta, Magnoliopsida, Fabales, Fabaceae. The coding region runs from base 93 to 1577 and encodes 494 amino acids. The record is from RefSeq and is a predicted model, not a curated record.